This is a messenger RNA of Cuscuta epithymum, 1884 nucleotides long. Lineage: Eukaryota; Viridiplantae; Streptophyta; Magnoliopsida; Solanales; Convolvulaceae. The record is from the annotation of a GenBank genome assembly.
CUCCACCCUUGGCCCAAUAAUAUCCGAACCGUUUAUUCAUCCUUGCGAAUCUCUUAUUCCAUCUCGGCCUCAAAUUUUCCCAGACGGCGUCUUCGCCAUCCCAAUCUACGCUCUCUUCAGACAGGCCCCGAGAGGCCAAGACCCGACACGUACCUACCUACACGGCUACACACACGGAAUCAGGAGAAACAAAGAUAGCUUUCUCCCAUGGAUUCAGAUCUCGGGAAGCUCUUUAUUGGCGGGAUAUCAUGGGAAACCAAUGAAGAUAAGCUUAAGGAUUACUUUCAGAGAUAUGGUCAGGUGGUUCAGGCUGUCGUUAUGAGAGACAAGGUUUCUGGGAAGCCUAGAGGUUUUGGAUUUGUCGAUUUCGCAGAUCCCAAUGUUCUUGACACAGUCCUUCAGGAUAAGCACACUAUCGAUGGCCGUACUGUAGAGGCAAAAAGGGCCUUGCCAAGAGAGGAGCAACAUAUGUCAAAACCCGGAAAUGCCAACAACAAUGGCGGUGGUUAUGGAGGAGGAGGUGGCAAUAACCGGACCAAGAAAAUCUUUGUUGGGGGAUUACCGCCCGCCCUGACUGAGGAUGAGUUCCGCCGAUACUUUGAGACUUAUGGGAACGUGACUGACGUGGUGGUUAUGUAUGACCAGCAAACAACCCGACCUCGCGGGUUCGGUUUCAUCUCAUUUGAUUCUGAAGACGCAGUUGACCGUGUUUUACAUAAGACCUUCCAUGACUUAAGCGGUAAGCAAGUUGAAGUAAAGCGUGCUUUUCCCAAGGACUCUAACAACUCUACCUCUGGGGGCCGUUCCACGGGUGGUAAUGGUAACUAUCAGGGGUAUGGUGGUAAUAAACCAGAUUCCAACAGGUAUAUGUCCUCACAAAACACAGGAGUAGGAGUGGGAGGAGGAGGGGGUUAUUCUGCCAGUGCUACUGCCUAUGGUUCCUCAGGAUUUGGUGCUGCUGGAGGUUAUGGAUUUCCUCCUAACAAUGGAAUCGGUUAUGGCAGUGGUUAUGGAAGUUUUGGUGCUCCCACCCCGGGUUAUGGUGGCUACAUGAACCCAAAUGCUCCAGGUAGUGGACCAAGAAGUUCAUGGGGCUCUCAGGGUCCCACCGCAUAUGGAGGUAUGGGUGGUUAUGGAAGCGCACCUUGGAAUACUUCCAAUGCCACUCCUGGUGGGGGUGGUGGGGGUGGAGCUCCAGGUCAAUCUCCUGCAGGAGUGGCGGGUUAUGGGAGUCAAGGGUAUGGUUAUGGAGGAGGGUAUGGAGGAAAUGCUGGACGUGUUGGUGGUGGUCCGAGAACAACCUCACCAGCUGGUGGUGGUGCCGGAGAUAUGCUAGGGGGUGGCGGGGGCUAUGGCGGUGGUUAUGGUGGAGGAGCAUAUGGUAAUACUGUUGGAAGUUAUGGCUAUGGAAAUGCAGCAGCCUAUGGAUCUAGCAACUAUGGGUCAAAUGGGACCCCCGGAGGCCGGGUAGGGUAUGAAAGCCACUACGAUGGGAGCAACUACAGUAGCAUACCAGGUCGGCAAUCUCAACAGUAGUCAGUGGUUGAAUGUAUGAUCAGUUGGGCUUCUUGAGUCUAUGCUUGGUCCAACACUAGUGAGUGUUUUCUCACUAAGUUUUUUUCCAUUGCCAUUAUAUGGUUCUUUUUAUGCAGUAGCUUUUAUAUUUGUCAUAUGUUUGUAGUGUCUAUUUUACUAGAGAAAGCUGUUUGCAUGGCUUUUGACUGUGCUUCUAGAUAUAUGAUUGUACUUUUAUGUUGAACUUCUGUUUCUACCCAAUUAUGAUGAGUCUUUCGGUAACGGAUUACUUAGCAUCAUUUAUCCUUUUCUCUCUUUUCAUAUCAACUGAAUGCAUUCUGAGCUAUAUUUUUUUGGUGUUGUUUGUAU